AGGUACGUUUUUAAAUAGCAAGUCAUUUCAUAGUUUCAUAUAUACACGCAUUUCCAUUUGUGGAAGAUUCCUAUUUUCAGGGUUUUCUUUUCAUCUUCUUACUCAUUCACUCCAUUUUCUCCUCUGCUUUUCACCAUCAACAUUGCUCACAAAUUCAAUCCUUCAAGCACGAGAUGCAUCGAAAAUCAGAACAUACUCGCGAGUCUGAUUUGCAGUACUAUGAACGUAGAUAUUACAAUCACUUGAAGGAUGGUUACUAUAGGUUGAAAAUCUCAGGUUCAACAUAUAGAUGUCCAUUCUGUAACAACAAGGAUUAUUACUCUUUGAGUGUGCUUCUGAGACAUGCUUCCAGAAUAACCGGUGACUCGCGCGAGACAAUAAAGGAAAGUGCUAAACACUCUGCACUUCAAAGGUACAUUGGUAAAGACAAGUCACCUGCUGUUAAAGCAACUUGUAAAGAUAAGUUACCUGCUUUGAGUGUUUCUAUUGAUAAGGAUAGUUCACAUAAUGUUAACAUUGCUGAGAACCAGUCACCGAAUGAGAUUGUUGCUGGUGAUGAAUUGUUUGUCUGGCCAUGGAUGGUAAUUCUGGCAAACAAUGUUACCACAUUUGACCCGAAGAGCGGAAAGCGUGUUGGAAAGAAACAUAAUGAAAUUAAGGAGGAGCUGCUCUUGAAAGGGUUUCAGCCGGUGAAAGUUACUGCGCUGUGGAACCAUAACGGACAAACACCUUUUGCAAUUGUUGAAUUUGGAAAAGAGUGGGAUGGUUUCCACAAUGCUAUGAUGUUAGAAAGGCGCUUUCAAGCAGAUCAUUGUGGUAAGAAAGAUUACUUGAAUUUACGGCAGCAGGAUCGAGGAGAUAGACUCUUUGGGUGGAUGGCACGUGGUGACGACUAUAAUAAUGUUAGGGAUAUAUUUGGGAAACACCUCCGGGAUAACGGGGAUUUGAAAACUGUUUCUGGAAAAGAAGCCGAGGACGAUAGGAAAGCAAAGAAGCUUGUCUUUGGCUUGGCGAAUACUUUAAUGCUGAAGAACAGGGAAUAUGAACAGACAGCAAGCAAAUAUCACGAGGCUAGUCAAUACCUAACGAAAGUAAUGGUUGAAAAAGAGGAGAUGGUUGAACAUUUUAAUAACGAAAUAAGAAAGAUACGGCAGGAUGAACGCAAUUAUCUGGAGAAUUUGUUUAAGGAUCACGAAAAAGCUAGGCUGAGACUAGAAGCUCGGAGGAAUGAACUUAUGUCCCGUGAAAAGGAUUUGCAGAAGCGUAAAGCAGAUAAUCAUAAUGAGAGAACUAAGCUAUAUCAUGACAAGAAAAAAAAUGAGAUGGCAAUAGCGGAGCAACAAAAGGCUGAUGAACAAAUGAUGCAUUUGGCUGAAGAACACAAGAAAGCAAAAGAGAAAUUUCACAAGAAAAUUCAUGAACUGGAGAGAGGACUUUUUUUUUUGAAAACUUGGUAUCCGGUCUUAGGACCGAACUGGAGAGAGGACUUGAUGCAAAACAAGCAUUGGAAUUGGAAAUUGAACAGCUGAGAGGAGCUUUCCAAGUAAUGAAUCACAUUGGAGAGACUGAUCUGGAAGAGAAGAAAAAACUGGAGGCAAUAAAAAUGGAUCUGAAAGAAAAGGAAGAGAAAUUUGAAGCCGAGGAAGCUCGUUAUCAAAAACUGGUUGUUCAGGGGCUCAAAACUAAUGCCGAGUAUCAAGAUGUCCGCAAAGAGUUAAUAAGUUGGAUUGGCUCCCCAAAUGCUCGAGCCACAAUUUCAGUGAAAAGGUUGGGCGAACUUGAUCGUAAGCCAUUUUUGGAAUCAGCUAAGAGAAAGAUUUCUGCUGAAGUGAAUGCGAAAGCAGCAACUAAGAGAGAACUUUUCGAGGAAGCGAAAGUGAAAGCAAUCCUGUGGUGCUCACAGUGGGAAGAAUAUCUUAGGGAUCCUGACUGGCAUCCUUUCAAAAUUAUAACUGACAAAGAAGGGAACUCCAAGGAAAUUUUAGGCGAAGAAGAUGAAAAGCUGAGAAGUUUGAAGGAUGAGUUUGGAGAUGAGGUGUAUGAUGCAGUAGUUACAACUCUAAAGGAGUUAAAUGAGUACAAUCCUAGUGGUAGGUACCCAAUAUCGGAACUAUGGAAUCAUAAAGAAGGAAGGAAGGCUAUAUUGAAGGAGGGUGUUUCCUGUUUAGUGAAGAAAUACAAGAAACUUAAAUCAAAUAAGCGACAGAGAUCAAAUAAGCGAAAGAGAGCUUGAGGCUUCAUUUGGGCGGUAAUUAAGAACUUAGAAUUAGAAUUAUAUGCAGAAAAUUUAAUAUAAAUUUCAGCUCUAACAGACUUGGUACCGCUCAAAAUUAUAUUGCUGUUUGUUGGUGGUGAUACUUGGUAUAAUUGUUAUAUAUAUUCACAACGUUUUCUCUA
This is a messenger RNA of Trifolium pratense (red clover), 2397 nucleotides long. RefSeq names its product factor of DNA methylation 4-like. NCBI's taxonomy places the organism in Eukaryota, Viridiplantae, Streptophyta, Magnoliopsida, Fabales, Fabaceae. The record is from RefSeq and is a predicted model, not a curated record. Gene Ontology annotation, biological process: gene silencing by siRNA-directed DNA methylation. Bases 174 to 1529 code for a protein of 451 amino acids. The transcript has 7 exons.